AGUGGGACAAUUUUCUGCUUGCGCUGGAAAUUUCAAUUUGAGGUUCAGACUUAUGUACUAACAACAUUAAAGCUUCUAUAAGCUCUUACAGUUUCAAUUCGUUCGCUUUGGAUUGCUGAAACUAGACGACUAUCAUGGAUCGAAGACGAAUUAAUGGUCCGGUAGGGAAGACAACUCCUCCCGUAUAUGAUACGCCACUGGUAAAAAGAGCGAUAGAACGCCCAAACGACGAUGCCAUUCGAAAGAUCUUUUUGAAGACGGGAGUGACUCCUUCGGCUUCUGGUUCCGCGUAUCUGGAAGUUGAAGACACCAAUACCGAUAGUCCUUCUGGCACAAGCCUGAAGCUUACGUGCACUGUCCACGGUCCUCGAGCCCUUCCGCGAUCAGCACCUUUCUCCCCUCACAUCAUCCUCUCGACCCACGUUAAAUUCGCACCUUUCGCAACAAGACAACGACGCGGCUAUGUACGCGAUUCGAGCGAGAGAGACCUGGGAGUCCAUUUAGAGACGGCACUAAGAGGGGCGAUCAUCGCAGAUCGUUGGCCUAAAAGUGGCGUUGAUAUCAUCGUUACUAUAAUCGAAGGAGAUCAAGAUCGCGAUUCCCCUGACUACGAUAAGGAUGAGGGUUGGGAUAUGAUGAACGUUCUGAGCGGCUGUAUUACUGUUGCUUCGGCUGCUAUCGCCGAUGCAGGCAUCGACUGCGUAGACACCGUUUCCGGAGGCGUUGCGGCUCUAGUAGCCAAAGAGGCGCAGAGCCAGCCAUCCAUCGUACUUGACCCUGACGUCGCCUCAUACCACAAGAUACUUGCCGCAUGCUGUGUCGCAUACCUACCAACGAGAGACGAAGUGACCAAUAUUUGGUUCAAAGGCCAAUUGCCUGAGGCGGAUGCUCUGGCUUAUGAUGCCAUGGUCGAGAGAAGUCUGGUGGCUUGCAAGAGUGCGAAUCGUGUUCUCGUCAAAGCCCUACAUGAGAUGGUUCCUCAAGGGCAGACCCCUUCCUGAGCCUAACCAACGCUACCACAGAGCAUUUGUUGCGUGUCAGGUGCGAAGCUGAAAUCCUAAUUGACUUGGGUGGAUACCUACCUAAGAGGAUACUCUCCUAUAUGCUGAAGCCUGCCUGGAUAGGCGGUGAUAUAAUCAAGCUAAGGCUGUGAUUCCAUAGGAUACCCUAUCGAAGGGAUAUGCAUUGACGACGGAUAAGCCAAGUAACAGAGGUUGGCAGAGUCACUCGAUUGGCAAUAAACCUACGAGGUUAGUGGAUUGUACGUCGGCCUGCAUAUGAACGCCGGUACGAGCAGCCGAGGCCUUAAAUCUCACUAACACUCUUGGGUUGUGACUCUUGUGAGAGGUUAUGUAGAGUGUAAGCCUAGCCUGAAAAUAGCACACUGGCAAAUUCAAGUUUCUAGUUAGAUAGUCAUGACAAAGCACAGACAUAUUCUAGAAGCUGUCAAAACUGAAUUCAAAUUUACCUAUUCAAAUGAA
Molecule: messenger RNA, 1481 nt
Organism: Hypoxylon fragiforme
Lineage: Eukaryota; Fungi; Ascomycota; Sordariomycetes; Xylariales; Hypoxylaceae
Product: exoribonuclease
Exons: 3
Coding region: 135-1001 (288 amino acids)
Biological process (GO): poly(A)-dependent snoRNA 3'-end processing; rRNA catabolic process; U4 snRNA 3'-end processing
Cellular component (GO): cytoplasmic exosome (RNase complex); nucleolus; nuclear exosome (RNase complex)
Source: RefSeq, a predicted model, not a curated record